Peniophora sp. CBMAI 1063 is the source of this 1137-nucleotide messenger RNA. NCBI's taxonomy places the organism in Eukaryota, Fungi, Basidiomycota, Agaricomycetes, Russulales, Peniophoraceae. The record is from the annotation of a GenBank genome assembly.
AUGCCAGUACUGCUACCUGUACCUGAGUCUGGAAAUACUGGCACGGACUCGCAGGCCCAGAGCAACAAUGCAAUAACCGCUGCUAUUGCACGUACACUGGCCCGCAGUGCGGCUCUGUACUUCUCUCGUCCUGUUCGACUAUUUCGACCUGCGAAAGUCAGUGGUUGGUCUUCAUUGAAAGGUCUCGCUACUCGCGAUGGCCGUGAAGUCGAUGUGCGCUUCAUUCGCGAACUCGUGAAUGCAAAGGGUUUGAUCGUGUUACCGAAACACUUCAUCCCACCACUCGUCAUGAACGCGGUUCUCGGCACCGUUCUAUGGACAUCCUACUCAGAAGUGUCCGCGGCUCUCGGAGACACCCUGCAUCCCGUUGGAAAUGCUUUCCUUGCUGGCGCGAUUGCUGGAGGAACGCAGGCUCUUGUUGCAGCACCGGCUGAGAAUAUUCGGCUGGCAAUCGAGAGAGGUUCGGGCGGAUGGUCACACGCGUGGAAGGAGGUCUUUCGCACAGCCCAGGCUAUACAGCCACCGCACUCUACUGCCGAAACAGCACAGCAGGCGCGGAGGGUGCGCGACUGGAUGAAUGAAGUCGGCGAUAUGGCAGGGCGCGGCUGGAGAGGUUGGGGAUGGGGACUUGCGAAGGACGUCUGUGGUUUCUCCGUGUUCUUCGCCAUAUUCGAGGGCACUCGGCGGGUAUCGGUCACGACAACAUCAUGGGCUCAGAAGCUAGUUGACUCGCGACGCAAAGAGAAGCCCAGGCGGACAUUGGAUAUUCAUCUACCGGGCAUCGUCCACGGGAUGACGCUUGUCGGCGGCGGUGUUUGUGCGGGUGUUGCGUACGAAUUCGUGUGCAGGCCAUGGGAUGCCGCGCGGAGGCUCGUGCACGUCGAGAAAGUGAAGGCAGAAAUCACGCAUACUUCGCGUCGCUGGCUGCUGACUGUGCUUGCGAAGAAGAUCGCGGACGAUGGGAUCUUGUCGCUCUUCCGAGCACCCCAUCACGGUCAUGAAAGCACGAGCAACAUCUCGCCCGCGCGACGUCGCCUGUAUACGACGCUUCGGACUCUUGGCCGCGUAGGGCCGUGGGGCUUUGGCUUCCUCGUCUGGGAAGCCUACGGACCAGGUUUAGGAAUACAAAUUCAAUGA